Messenger RNA from Polyodon spathula (Mississippi paddlefish), 6425 nucleotides. RefSeq names its product acetyl-CoA carboxylase 2-like. Gene Ontology annotation, biological process: fatty acid biosynthetic process. The record is from RefSeq and is a predicted model, not a curated record. Lineage: Eukaryota; Metazoa; Chordata; Actinopteri; Acipenseriformes; Polyodontidae. Gene Ontology annotation, molecular function: ATP binding; metal ion binding; acetyl-CoA carboxylase activity.
GUUUCUUUCCAGAGUAUAUAAAAAUGGCAGACCACUAUGUGCCAGUGUCCGGCGGGGCCAACAACAAUAACUACGCCAAUGUGGAGCUGAUAGUGGACAUUGCUAAGAGAAUCCCAGUACAGGCUGUGUGGGCUGGAUGGGGACAUGCUUCAGAGAAUCCCAAACUCCCAGAGUUGCUGCAGAAAUGCGGGAUAGCCUUCCUAGGACCCCCCAGCAAGGCUAUGUGGGCAUUAGGAGACAAAGUAGCUUCUUCCAUAGUGGCCCAGAGUGCUGACAUUCCUACCCUGCCAUGGACUGGAUCUGGUCUCACUGUGGAGUGGACAGAGGAGGACCAGAGACUAGGCAAUGUGAUCAGUGUCCCCACAGAGGUGUACGCACAGGGCUGCGUCGGAGAUGUCGACCAAGGACUGGCGGAGGCAGAGAAAAUUGGCUACCCUGUGAUGAUAAAAGCUUCCGAAGGCGGUGGAGGAAAAGGAAUUAGAAGAGUGGACAGUUCGGAAGACUUUGCUGGCUUCUUCCGACAGGUGCAGGCAGAGGUGCCUGGCUCUCCCAUCUUCGUGAUGCAGCUUGCUGAGCACGCGCGGCACUUGGAGGUCCAGAUCCUAGCUGACCAGUACGGGAAUGCCAUCUCUCUCUUCGGACGUGACUGCUCCAUCCAGCGCCGGCAUCAGAAAAUCAUUGAGGAGGCCCCAGCAACCAUAGCAGCUUCCCCAGUGUUUGAGUACAUGGAGAGGUGUGCAGUUCGCCUGGCUAAGAUGGUGGGCUAUGUGAGCGCUGGCACCGUGGAGUACCUCUACGCCGAAGAUGGAAACUUCCACUUCCUGGAGCUGAACCCCCGCCUGCAGGUGGAGCACCCCUGUACUGAGAUGAUAGCGGACGUGAACUUACCUGCAGCCCAACUCCAGAUCGCAAUGGGAAUCCCCCUCCACAGGAUUAAGGAUAUCCGGGUUCUAUAUGGAGAGAAACCCUGGGGGGACUCUCCCAUCAACUUCCAGACCCCAGCCAACGCUCCCAGUCCACGGGGCCAUGUCAUCGCAGCCCGCAUCACCAGCGAGAACCCUGACGAGGGCUUCAAGCCCAGCUCGGGGACAGUGCAGGAGCUGAAUUUCCGCAGCAGUAAGAAUGUCUGGGGCUACUUCAGUGUUGGGGCCGCUGGAGGGCUCCACGAGUUUGCCGAUUCUCAGUUCGGCCACUGCUUCUCCUGGGGAGAGAAUCGAGAAGAAGCCAUUUCGAACAUGGUGGUAGCCAUGAAGGAGCUGUCAAUCCGUGGGGACUUCCGAACGACAGUGGAGUACCUGAUCAAACUCCUGGAGACAGAGAGCUUCCAGAACAAUGACACUGACACCGGCUGGCUCGACCAUCUCAUCGCAGAGAAAGUGCAGGCUGAAAGGCCAGACACCAUGCUGGGGGUGGUGUGUGGAGCACUGCAUGUGGCGGACGCCGGCUUCAGAAAGAGCAUGUCCGAUUUCCUGCAUUCACUCGAGAGAGGCCAGGUCCUGCCUGCUUACAGUCUGCUGAACAUUGUAGAUGUGGAGCUGAUCUAUGAUGGGGUGAAGUACUCCCUGCAGGUAGCUCGGCAGGCCCUGACCACGUACGUGAUCAUCAUGAAUGGCUCCCACGUUGAGAUCGAUGUCCACAGGCUGAGCGAUGGAGGGCUCCUGCUCUCUUAUGACGGCUGCAGCUACACCACGUACAUGAAGGAAGAAGUGGACAGAUAUCGCAUCACUAUUGGCAAUAAGACCAGUGUCUUUGAGAAGGAAAAGGACCCCACAGUGCUCAGGUCUCCCUCUGCUGGUAAACUCCUGCAGUACAUGGUGCAGGAUGGGGGCCAUCUGUUUGCUGGGAACUGCUAUGCUGAGAUUGAGGUGAUGAAAAUGGUGAUGGCCCUGACAGUGCAGGAGUCUGGCUGCGUGCACUACGUGAAGAGGCCCGGCGCGGUGCUGGAUUCAGGGUGCAUUGUCGCUAAGCUGGAGCUGGACGACUCCACCAGUCUGCACCCAGUACAGCUUUACACGGGGACUCUGCCACCCCAGCAGACUCUGACCACCAUCGGGGAGAAGCUGCAUCAGGUGUUCCACAACGUCCUGGAGAAACUAAUCAAGGUCAUGGACGGUUUCUGCUUGCCGGAUCCCUACUUCAGCAACAAGCUGAAGGAGUGGGUGCAGACACUGAUGAAGACGCUCCGAGACCCCUCCCUCCCCCUGCUGGAGCUCCAGGAGAUCAUGACCAGCGUCUCUGGACGAAUCCCGGCAUCUGUGGAGAAGGCAAUCCGGAAAGUGAUGGCCCAGUACGCCAGCAACAUCACCUCUGUGCUCUGCCAGUUCCCCAGCCAGCUGAUAGCGAAUAUACUGGACAGCCACGCUGCCACCCUGCAGAAAAAGGCUGAUCGAGAGGUCUUCUUUAUGAACACACAGAGUAUUGUGCAGCUGGUGCAGAGGUACCGCAGUGGCAUCCGUGGCUACAUGAAAUCUGUGCUGUUGGAUCUGUUGCGCAGGUACCUGCAGGUGGAAACACAGUUUGAGCAAGCUCACUUUGAUAAAUGUGUGAGAAAUCUGAGAGAGCAGUACAAGCCAGACAUGACCCCGGUGCUCGAGUGCAUCUUUUCUCACUCCCAAGUCGCGAAGAAGAAUGUUUUGGUCACAAUGCUUAUUGACCAGAUUUGCAGUAGGGACCCGACUCUGGCUGACGAGCUGAUGGUGAUUUUGGAUGAGCUCACUCAGCUCAGCAAGACCGAGAACUCCAAAGUGGCCCUGAGAGCUAGACAGGCUUUGAUUGCAUGCCACCUGCCCUCCUAUGAGCUGAGACACAACCAGGUGGAGUCCAUCUUCCUCUCUGCCAUCGAUAUGUACGGACACCAGUUCUGCCCCGAAAACCUCAAGAAACUGAUCCUGUCCGAGACCUCUAUUUUUGACGUUCUGCCCAAUUUCUUCUACCACAAUAACCAGGUGGUGUGCAUGGCAGCUCUGGAGGUGUAUGUGAGAAGAGCUUACAUUGCCUAUGAGCUCAACAGCCUCCAGCACCACCAGCUGCAAGGAGGCACCUGUGUGGUGGACUUCCAGUUCAUGCUGCCCUCCUCCCAUCCCAAUAGAGGAAGCAGCCCUACUCUGAACAGGAUGGCAGUCCCGGUCAGUGCUGGCAGUGCUGGUCACUUUGAGAUGAGCCGCCAAGGCAGUGAGCUCUACAUGGAAGGCAGCCUCUCGCCCCCGUGCCAGAGGAUGGGAGCCAUGGUCGCCUUUCAGAGCUUUGAAGAGUUUGUGCGGAGCUUUGACGAGGUGAUCUCUUGUUUUGCUGAGCCCCUGAUGGAUAGCCCAAUGUUCAGUGAGGCACGAUCUACUUUCUAUGAUGGGGAGGACUGUAAGAGUGUAAGGGAAGACCCAAUUCACAUCAUCAAUAUUGCUAUCAAGUCAUCUGCUGAACAGGAUGACGAUGCGCUAGUGAAGGCUUUCAGCACUUACUCUCAGUCGAAGAAAUCCAUUCUCUUUGAGUAUGGAAUCCGAAGGAUCACAUUUUUGGUUGCACAGAAGAGAGAGUUUCCAAAGUUUUUCACCUUUCGAGCAAGAGACCAGUUCCAGGAGGACCGUAUUUACCGGAACCUGGAGCCGGCACUCGCCUUCCAGCUGGAGCUGAACCGCAUGCGCAACUUCGACCUGACGUCCAUGCCCUGCUCCAACCACAAGAUGUACCGGUACCUGGGGGCCGCGCGCGUGGAGGAGGGCACAGAGAUCACAGACUACCGCUUCUUCAUACGGGCUAUCAUCCGCCACUCUGACCUCAUCACCAAGGAGGCCUCGUUCGAGUACCUGCAGAACGAGGGUGAGCGGCUGCUGCUGGAGGCCAUGGAUGAGCUGGAGGUGGCCUUCAAUAACACCACGGUCCGCACUGACUGCAACCACAUCUUCCUCAACUUCGUUCCCACCGUCAUCAUGGACCCCUCUAAGAUCGAGGAGUCGGUGCGCUCCAUGGUGAUGCGCUACGGCAGUCGGCUCUGGAAGCUGCGGGUCCUUCAGGCCGAGCUCAAGAUCAACAUCCGCCUGACCCCCACCGGCAAGGCCAUCCCCAUCCGCCUCUUCCUCACCAACGAGUCGGGCUACUACCUGGACAUCAGCCUGUACAAGGAGGUGACCGACCUGAGCACCGGGCAGAUCAUGUUCCAGUCUUAUGGAGAUAAGCAGGGCCCCCUGCACGGCAUGCUCAUCAACACCCCCUAUGUGACCAAGGACCUGCUGCAGUCCAAGAGGUUCCAGGCACAGUCUCUGGGGACGACCUAUGUCUACGACUUCCCGGAAAUGUUCCGACAGGCUCUGUUUAAGCUGUGGGGCUCUGGAGAGGAUUACCCAGACAUGCUGAUGUGCACAGAGCUGGUUUUGGACCCCCAGGGCCAGCUGGUGCAGAUGAACAGACUGCCUGGAGGAAAUGAGGUGGGGAUGGUUGCAUUCCGGAUGAAGAUGAAAACUCCAGAGUACCCCGAGGGCCGCGACAUCAUCGUGAUCUGCAAUGACAUCACCUUCAAGAUCGGCUCGUUCGGGCCGCAGGAGGACCUGCUGUUCCUGCGUGCCUCGGAGUUGUCGAGAGCAGAGGGCAUCCCUCGCAUCUACAUUUCCGCCAACAGUGGGGCGCGCAUCGGGCUGGCAGAGGAGAUCAGACAUAUGUUCCAGGUGGCCUGGGUCGACCCUGCUGACCCCUACAAGGGUUUUAAAUACCUCUACCUGACUCCCCAAGACUACACAAGAAUCAGUGCUAUGAACUCUGUGCACUGCGAGCAUGUGGAGGAAGGAGGGGAAUCCAGAUACAUUAUAACAGACAUCAUCGGGAAGGAAGAUGGGCUAGGAGUGGAGAAUCUAAGGGGCUCUGGCACCAUCGCAGGGGAGUCUUCACUGGCAUACAAUGAGAUCGUCACUAUCAGCAUGGUGACGUGCCGUGCGAUUGGGAUCGGAGCAUACCUGGUCAGACUUGGCCAGCGCGUCAUACAGGUGGAGAACUCGCACAUCAUUCUCACUGGAGCCAGCGCCCUCAACAAGGUCCUCGGCCGAGAAGUGUACACUUCCAAUAACCAGCUGGGUGGGGUGCAGAUCAUGCACAACAAUGGAGUCUCGCACACCACCGUCCCCGAUGACUUUGAUGGAGUCUUCACCAUUUUACAGUGGCUGUCCUACAUGCCAAAGAACAAGCACAGUCCUGUCCCUGUGAUAACACCCGAAGACCCUGUGGACAGAGAGAUUGAAUUCAUCCCCACCAAGGCCCCCUAUGACCCUCGCUGGUUACUUGCCGGAAGACCUCAUCCCACUGUGAAGGGUGCUUGGCAGAGUGGCUUCUUUGACCACGGGUCCUUCAUGGAGGUGAUGAGUUCCUGGGCUCAGACUGUAGUGGUGGGCCGAGCCAGGUUGGGGGGAAUUCCUGUGGGGGUGAUUGCUGUGGAGACUCGCACUGUAGAGGUGGCGAUCCCCGCCGAUCCAGCCAACCUGGACUCUGAGGCCAGGCUCGUGCAGCAGGCUGGGCAAGUGUGGUUCCCAGACUCUGCGUUUAAAACAGCCCAAGCCAUCCGGGACUUCAACCGCGAGCGCCUCCCUCUCAUGAUGUUUGCAAACUGGAGGGGCUUCUCUGGAGGGAUGAAAGACAUGUACGAUCAGAUUUUGAAAUUCGGCGCCUACAUCGUUGAUGGCCUGAGAGAGUUCCGCCAGCCUGUGCUGGUCUACAUCCCACCACACGCAGAGCUAAGAGGGGGGUCUUGGGUAGUGAUCGACCCCACCAUCAACCCCCUCUACAUGGAGCUGUAUGCUGACAAGGAGAGCAGGGGUGGCGUGCUGGAGGCGGAGGGCACAGUGGAGAUUAAGUUUAGGAAGAAAGAUCUGGUGAAGACCAUGAGGAGGAUCGACCCAAUCUACUCGCAGCUCGCUGAGCAGCUAGGCACCCCAGAGCUGUCUGACACAGAGCGCAGGGAGCUGGAGAGCAAGCAGAAAGCUCGGGAGGAGUUCCUACUCCCCAUCUACCACCAGGUGGCAGUGCAGUUCGCGGACUUACAUGACACACCGGGACGCAUGCAAGAGAAGGGAGCCAUCACAGAUAUCCUGGAGUGGAAGAACGUGCGUGUUUUCUUCUACUGGCGUCUGCGCCGCCUCCUGCUGGAGGAGGUGGUGAAGCGCGAGAUCCUGCAGGCCGAUGGGGAGCUGAGUGACGGGCACAUCCAGUCCAUGCUGAGGCGCUGGUUUGUGGAGACGGAGGGGGCUGUCCAGGCCUACCAGUGGGACAGCAACAAGGUGGUGGUGGAGUGGCUGGAGAAACACCUAAAGGAGGAAGACGGGACUCGCUCUACCAUCAGGGAGAACAUCAAGUACCUGAAAAGGGACUACGCCCUCAAGCACAUCCGCAGGUCAGGGCCUCGCAGAAUCACUCCUUUCAACCCUCUGCCUGAUCAGGGAUGCAGAUAA